AAUAAACUGUUAUCUUCAGGAUAAACUUUGAUCUUCACUAUAAACUGUGAUUUUCACAUUAAACUCUUAUCUUCAGGAUUAAAUUUGAUCUUCAGCAUCAAUUUUGAUCCUUCAGGAUAAACUGUGUGUGAUCUUCAGGAUAAACUUUCGUCUCCUUUCGUCUUCAACUGUGAUAUUUAGAAUAAACUGAUCUUCACAAUAAAACCGUGAUCUCCAGCAUUAAUUUUGAUCUUCAGGAUAAUCUUUGAUCUCCAGCAUCAACUUUGAUCUCCAGGAUAAACUUGAUUAUCCAGGAUAAACUUUUAUCUUCGCGAAAACCUGUGAAUAUAUCCUUAAAUACUUCACUUGGAGACGAAACCGUAUUUUAAUCUGCCUCAAGCAAAAGAGUGACUUUCACGACCCUUGAAAAGGUACACGAAGAAUGGGAAAAGUCUAGUGUUCAUGAAGCACUGUCACAUAGAGAAGUGUCCAGCAGUUUUAUUUCUAGAAUUAUGUUAUUUCCUGACGACCAUAGAGCUAUAAUGGUACCCGCUGUGUAUUCUUGAUCACCAUUUCAUUUUGUUUUUCAGUAUUAUGGAAACACGAUGUGCUCCACCAGUUAUUGGAUUGGUGACAUUAGGUCUCUUUGUUAUAUCGGUCCUUUUCUUAAUUGUGAUGUCGACCUUAGUUAAAGAAAAACUCAAAUGCUUCACAGAAGAAGAAUACAUCCCUCCCCUUAUACCCGCUGUAAAAGAAGUCGAAGAUCUACCUGUCAUUGUCUCCGCUGCUCAUGCGCAUAAUUUCGACCAAUCGAUGAUCAUGUUACAGACUGUGUUAGUGAAUUUGACACGACAACAUCCUAGCAUUUAUGUGAUAUUCUAUGACAUUGGUUUGACUGAGACACAGAACGAUACAUUGUAUAGUUGGUCUAAAGAUGUUGCCAUGGAAAUACGUCGAUUUCCAUUCUUCGAAUAUCCUGCUCAGCUUCAGCGGAUCGAAUCAGGCGCUUUGAAACCAAUAAUUUUAGACCUAGUGCUUGUAGAGUAUGAUUUCGUUAUGUGGGUUGGAUCCUCACUCCGAUUUAAUUCUGACGGUAGCUUGAACAUCCUGUUUGAUCUUGCGCGGUCUGCUAAAAGCGGGAUCAUUGUACUGGAUAGCAGGGAGCUUCUCAAGUCUAAAGCCACAAAGGACAUUGUCACGCAAAGUGUCCGGGACGAGCCGAUAUUUUACGAAUAUACCCGAGAAUUGAACACUGAUUGGCUGCUCAUCAACCGACGAACUGGCGUCAUGGAGACAGUCAUAUCACCAUGGAUGAAAUGCGCAGUCAAACGUAAAUGUUUCUUUUCAAAACAAACGAUUUCUGCGCAUCCCUGUGGCGAUUUCGAUAAAAAGGGCAGGUACUCUGUCGGUGACAGGACAUCGUGAAAAUGGCGGAGAUGGGUGUAACAUCGACCGCUCUGUUCUCUCCGUUAUCUUGUAUAAACUCCAUGAGGGCUGCAUCUACGCAUAUAUGUUUACUGCAAAAAUGAUUAAUUACGACAUUACUAUUUGUCCCUGACCAACAUUUGUAACAACAUGAACUCCAAUGGCAGAAACAAUGUCAAGGUUGUUCCAGAAUGUAGUCACACGGGACAUGUCAUGAGAAGAACGAGAAAUAGCUGGUAAAUUUCCGCCCGUAUCACCGUCUCUAGAUUAUGAUGUUUUCUACAGGAAUCCCAACCGUCCUUUAUGAGAUGUACUACAUGUAUUUGGGAGAGCGAAAUAAUGUUUAUUAAACAAAAACACACGUAAUAAAAAAUCUGGAUAUUUGUGAUUGUUAUUUGACUGGAUUAUAAACCUUUUCAUAUCCCCAGGAAAUAUACAUUAUAUCACCAAGUACAGUGUUUACCAAGUAGAGUGUAUUACUAAUUAGAGUGUAUUACCAAGUACGGUGAUUUACCAAGAACAGUGUAUUACAAAGUUCAGUUUAUUACCAAGUAGGGUGUAUUACCAAUUACAGUGUAUUACCAAUUACAGUGUAUUACCAAGGACAGUGUAUUACCAAGUAUAGUGUAUUACCAAGGACAGUGUAUUACCAAGUACAGUGUAUUACAAAGUACAUUGUAUUACCAAGUAUAGUGUAUUACCAAGGACAGUGUAUUACCAAGUACAGUGUAUUACCAAGUAGAGUGUAUUACCAAUUACAGUGUAUUACAAAGUACAUUGUAUUACCAAGUAUAGUGUAUUACCAAGGACAGUGUAUUACCAAGUACAGUGUAUUACCAAGUAGAGUGUAUUACCAAUUACAGUGUAUUACAAAGUACAUUGUAUUACCAAGUAUAGUGUAUUACCAAGUACGGUGUAUUACAAAGAACAGUACAUUAACAUUAGUUGUACAGACGUGGCGCCCAUUUUGUUAAUAAAGUCAGUGGUGAACUUGGA
Pecten maximus is the source of this 2400-nucleotide messenger RNA. RefSeq lists its product as uncharacterized. The record is from RefSeq and is a predicted model, not a curated record. Bases 574 to 1404 code for a protein of 276 amino acids. NCBI's taxonomy places the organism in Eukaryota, Metazoa, Mollusca, Bivalvia, Pectinida, Pectinidae. The transcript has a single exon.